Messenger RNA from Gaeumannomyces tritici R3-111a-1, 1281 nucleotides. RefSeq lists its product as hypothetical. The coding region runs from base 1 to 1281 and encodes 426 amino acids. Gene Ontology annotation, biological process: protein folding. NCBI's taxonomy places the organism in Eukaryota, Fungi, Ascomycota, Sordariomycetes, Magnaporthales, Magnaporthaceae. The transcript has 2 exons. Gene Ontology annotation, molecular function: Hsp90 protein binding. The record is from RefSeq and is a predicted model, not a curated record.
AUGGGCUCGGCGCAAAUACCCCCAAUCGAAAGCGUGAUUGAGGAGCUGGCAGCCAGGACCGAGAGCGCCAGCGUCAGCAGCCAUGGCCCGGAGCCGCCAGCCCGGAACGGCGGGCUGAUGCCCGAGCUGCCGCCGGCGCUGGCGGCCGUGCGCAACAAGACGACCGAGGAGAUCCUGGCCGACCUCAACAAGUCGCCGCUGUUCAUGACGGAGUUGGAGGAGAACGACGACGUGGCGGCCCUGCAGGCCCUGGCCUACGAGGGUACGCCGCUCGAGAACGCGUCCGACUUUAAGGAGCGCGGCAACGAGUGCUUCAAGGAGAAGAAGUGGGCCGACGCAAAGGAGUUCUACACCAAGGGCGCCAACAUCCUGGUCGCCGAGGUCAGGCGGCGUGCCCGGGGGGAGCCGCCGGCGCCCGUCGUAAGCGGUGGCGACGGCGAGGAGGGGACCGCCGGCGCACCCACGUCGUCGGACGACCCGGACGAGGUGGCGCGCGAGGCGGCGGUGCUCGAGUCGCUCUACGUCAACCGGGCGGCGUGCCACCUGGAGCUGCGCAACAACCGGUCCUGCACGCUCGACUGCGGCGCGGCGCUGCAGCUCAACCCGCGCAACAUCAAGGCGCUGUACCGCAGCGCCCGGGCGCUGGCGCGGCUCGACAAGGUGCCCGAGGCCGAGGACGCGGCCGAGCGCGGGCUGGCGCUGGACCCGGACAACGCGGCGCUGCGGGCGGUGCGGGACGAGGUGGCCGGGCGGCGCGCGGCCGUGGCGGCCAAGCAGAAGCGCGAGUCGGAGCGGGCCGCCACCGAGGUGCGCAGCCGGUACCUGCUGCGGGCGACGCUGCGGCAGCGCGGCGUGCGCACGCGCUCGACCGACAAGCCGCCCGAGAUGGAGGACGCGCGCUGCCAGCUGGUUCCCGACCCGGACGACGCCGCGGCCAGCUCGCUCGCCUUCCCGACCAUGAUCCUGUACCCGGCCGACAUGCAGUCCGACUUCAUAAAGGCCUUUGGCGAGCGCGACUGCGUUGACGUGCACCUGUCGUACCUGCUACCUCUCCCCUGGGACCGCGACAGCGCCUACACCCAGAGCGGCGUCGAGUGCUAUGUCGAGACUGCCAAGGGCUCGCUUCUCAAGCUGGGCAAGAAGGUGCCGCUCAUCAAGGUCCUGGCCCUCGAGAGCAUGGAAGUCGUCGACGAGCUCGUCCGCAUCUUCGUGCUGCCCAAGGCCAAGGCGGCCAAGUGGGUCAAGGAGUUCAAGGCCAUCAAGUCGGGCACCUCGACUUAG